This is a messenger RNA of Stereum hirsutum FP-91666 SS1, 1077 nucleotides long. It is a transcript of the gene short-MNP4, whose product is annotated as manganese peroxidase. The coding region runs from base 1 to 1077 and encodes 358 amino acids. Gene Ontology annotation, molecular function: peroxidase activity; heme binding. Lineage: Eukaryota; Fungi; Basidiomycota; Agaricomycetes; Russulales; Stereaceae. Gene Ontology annotation, biological process: response to reactive oxygen species; hydrogen peroxide catabolic process; cellular response to oxidative stress. The record is from RefSeq and is a predicted model, not a curated record. The transcript has 15 exons.
AUGGCUUUUGCUCAGCUUUCCGCCAUCGUCGCUCUCGCUCUUGGCGCAGUCCAUGUCGCUCAGGCCGCUCCUCCACCGAAGGUUACCUGCGCCGACGGAAAUGUCACCGCUAACGCUGUCUGUUGCCAGCUGUUCCCCGUCGUUGCCAAUCUCCAAGAGAACCUGUUCGACGGUGCUCAGUGCGGUGAAGAGGCUCACUCUGCUCUUCGUCUGAGCUUCCACGACGCGAUUGGCUGGUCGAAUUUCGUUGAUAAGGGUGAUGGCGCCGACGGUUCCAUCUUGGUGUUCAACGCCACUGAGUUGCAAUUCCACGCCAACAUUGGAAUUGACGACAUCACCUCCGUGCAAUUCCCUGUCUUCCAGACCACGAACUUGUCCGCUGGUGACUUCGUCCACUUGGCUGCCGCUGUCGGGACGGCCAAUUGCCCCGGCGCUCCUCAGCUCGACUUCUUCUUUGGUCGUCCCCCGCCUACGGAGCCCGCUGCUGAUCUGACUGUACCCGAGCCCACGGACUCUGUUGACGCUAUCAUUGAGAGGUUCACCGAUGCCGGCUUCGAGGUCCCUGAGAUCGUGGCCCUGCUAUCGUCCCACACCGUCGCUGCUGCGGACGAGAUCGACACGACCAUUCCCGGGACUCCUUUCGACACCACCCCUUUCACCUUUGACACUCAGUUCUUCGUUGAGACCUUGUUGAAGGGGUCGUUGUUCCCCGGCAAUGGCUCUCAAGCUGGUGAAGUUUUAUCGCCCAUCCCCGGAGAGAUGCGUCUUCAGUCCGACUUUGAGCUCUCCCGUGACUCCCGUACUGCUUGCUUGUGGCAGGCUAUGAUCAACGACCAGACCCGCAUGCAGACUCAGUUCAAGGCUGUGAUGCACAAGCUUGAGCUCCUCGGACAACCAGACACUCUCGUUGACUGUUCCGAUGUCAUCCCUGUCCCCGCUCCCUUCAAGGGACAGGCUGUCUUCCCCGCCACGUUCAGUCGACGUGAUAUCCAGCAGGCUUGCGACACGGAGCCUUUCCCCACUCUCCAGACCCUCCCCGGUCCCGAGACCUCCGUCCCUCCGGUUCCUGGGUCUUAA